Messenger RNA from Monopterus albus (swamp eel), 3675 nucleotides. RefSeq names its product adrenoceptor alpha 2A (gene adra2a). Gene Ontology annotation, molecular function: epinephrine binding; alpha2-adrenergic receptor activity. The transcript has 2 exons. Gene Ontology annotation, cellular component: plasma membrane. NCBI's taxonomy places the organism in Eukaryota, Metazoa, Chordata, Actinopteri, Synbranchiformes, Synbranchidae. The record is from RefSeq and is a predicted model, not a curated record. Gene Ontology annotation, biological process: G protein-coupled receptor signaling pathway. The coding region runs from base 467 to 1717 and encodes 416 amino acids.
CACUGAGGAAAGAGUCUCCACACGAAGACAGAGGCACGGCAGCGCCCGGGAUAACGUGGUUAGCGCUCUAUCAGGUCCGUUAGUGAGCACACCACAGGGAUCACAGUGUGUGGAGACGCAGAGGAACGGCUUCCCGCUCCAUCCGCCACAUGGACUUUCCUUCUGCCCUAUUUAUCUGUCUAAAGAAGUUACCCACCGACAGCUGUUUUAAUGCCUGUGCGUCUCUGGCACUGGAGAGGCUGUGCCACCGCCUGUUGCCUCAGAUGAACUGACAGCCUUUUAAAUAAGAGCUUAUCCUUGAGGAGGCAGUGCAUGAUGAAAGAGGAAAAUCCGGGAAAGCCACAGAGGAGCGAUUCAGUCCCUUCCUUUCUCCGCUUGGCUGACAGCUAUUAGCUCUGUUCUUCCUGGUGGAUGAUUGUUGAUCUUCUCAGGUGAACUCACUUAGGAAGCGAGUUAGUCUACACCAAUGGAGUUUAACAACGACACCAACCGGACUCUUCCAGAGGUGGCCCCUUACAGCCUCCAGAUGGCCCUGCCACUCACUGUGCUGGUGGGGCUCAUGAUCCUGCUGACAGUGUUUGGGAACGUGCUGGUGGUCAUAGCUGUAUUUACAAGUCGGGCCCUCAGAGCUCCCCAGAACCUAUUCCUGGUGUCUCUGGCGUCAGCAGACAUUUUGGUGGCCACCCUGGUGAUGCCAUUCUCCUUGGCCAAUGAGCUCAUGGGAUACUGGUACUUUGGCGAGGUGUGGUGUGAGAUUUAUCUGGCACUUGAUGUUCUUUUUUGCACUGCCUCCAUUGCCCACCUCUGUGCCAUCAGCUUAGACCGUUACUGGUCCAUCACACAGGCCAUCGAGUACAACCUGAAGAGGACACCACGACGCAUUAAGUGCAUCAUCUUCAUCGUGUGGGUCAUCUCGGCUAUUAUAUCUUUCCCGCCACUAAUCACCAUGGAGAAAGAAAACCGUGAGAAGGACCCUGUAUGUAAGAUCAAUAAUGAUAAGUGGUAUGUCAUCUCUUCCUGUAUUGGCUCUUUCUUUCUCCCCUGUGUCAUCAUGGUCCUGGUCUACGUGCGUAUCUACCAGAUUGCUAAAAAGAGGACUCGGGCACCUCCAGGGGACAGGAAGCAGAAGGAGAUGCUGAAGACGGCCACUGGCACUGCUGCCAACCCAAAGGAGAACGGCGUGGUCAAUGAGGAGCGCCUCUGCCAUGAAAAGCUGAAUGGCGAACAGGACAUUGAGCUGAAGGAGGGAGUUGAAGGAGCAGGUGAGGAGAAAGGAGAGGUCAACUGGGUGGACAUUGAAGAGUCGUCGUCCUCUGACCACAAAGUGAACAAUCCUUGCUCACUUAAAAAGAAAGUGGCCAAGGGGAAAACCAAACUGAGCCAAAUCAAACCAGGGGACGAUGACAUCCAAAAGCGGGUGCCGAGCACCAAAAGCAGUCGCUGGAAGGGCCGUCAGAACCGGGAGAAACGCUUCACCUUUGUCCUGGCUGUGGUCAUUGGAGUGUUUGUCAUCUGCUGGUUUCCCUUUUUCUUUACAUAUAUGCUAAUGACGCUGUGUGAGCCUUGCAAGGUGCCCGACACCUUGUUCAAGUUCUUCUUCUGGUUUGGUUAUUGCAACAGUGCACUGAACCCCAUCAUUUACACCAUAUUCAACAACGACUUCAGGAGGUCGUUCAAAAAGAUACUGUGCAGGAGGGACACUAGAAGAUAUGUAUGACAGACUCCACUGUUAUCAGCAUCCUUUUUCUUUUACUUUAUUGUACAUAAAUUGUAAAAUCCAUUGACCAUUGUGCAUGGGUCACUGACUUGUGAACGCUGUAGGUGUUAAGUGCUUGGAAUGGCUUUCCCAGAAUGAGCUUUACAUGCAGCUUCUCUUUUACAAAUCACCCACCAUCCUCAGCUUCACACAGAGGUCUAAACAGAACCGAACACCACAGUGAAGCCAUGUUUUUAUUGUAAAUAUUAUUUUUAUAAAAGAAAUCUAAUGAAGUCCAUAUGUGUUGUAGUUUAUGGCAGUAUGUUGUACAGAAUGACCUGUCUUGAAUAUUUGUCUUUAUUUUUGUUGUUAUAGAUACAAUAUUGUGACAUUUUGUAUGAUAUGAUGAUGAUGGCAAAGUGUGGGGGAAGUGCUGGCUUUUUAAAGAAUAAAAGCCCUUACCUGGUGCCAUCAUGGUAUUGAUUAUGUUACACUGUGUUGACACACACACGCUCAUGCACAUGCUUAAACACAAAGUAGAGACUGUGAAACAGGGAAAAGGUCUGAAUUUGCUUUCUGACAUCAAGAGAGAGUUCCUAAAAUGAGUCUCUGUUUUACCUGUGACCAUGUGAAGGUGUGAACACUGCAGGACCAGGAGGGCAAACCUAUAAGUUCCUUUCAGCAACGUCAACCCUUCAUUUGCGCUCCAACAGAAAAGUGCAAACUCACUGGUUUGCUGAAUCUGACCUUUGCAGGGGAUUAACAAGAAGCUUAGUGCUUAAUGAGUCUCAGUGGAAUAUGUGCAAAUGUUCUUUGGUCCUUCAUGCUUAAGAUUAGAUUGAGGUCUUUUGUCUGAGAUAUCAGAUUCUCCAAAAAUUUAAUUACAUGCCUAAUCCUUUGUCUUCCAAGUGUGUGUUUGCUUAGGCUUUGGCUAUCAGUGUCAGUUUAUGAAUCAAUGGUGGAGAAUAAGUACAGUUGUAAUGUGAUGCACAGAAAGCACAGAAGUAAUAGUUCCUUUGUCAUGUUGUGUUAUCACAGUUUGCGUCAUUAAGUAAAGCCAUGGAGGCUGCCAAAGCAGAAUCUGAUUGUCAUUUCCCCCACUCUGAUUACUCUGCUCCCUUAAUUGACUAAGAGAAUAGAUGAUAAAAACUAGAGUGGCUAUCAUCAUUGCAGUGAAUACAGUGAAUAUUGCUCUUCCCAGAGGGGAGAGUUUAAGUAAAUGCAUUCCUUUUCGUAGUCAGGAAGGCAGCUGAAUGACUCCAUCCUCAGAAAACAUAAAUGCUUCUGAGGGGUUUUCUGACAGUAUAGACCUCAUCCAGCAGAGGCUGGUGUAUGUUUGUAUUCAGCUGGUGGAGCGUUUCCCUGCAUGUUUACAAAAUGUGUAAGCGUGGCGAGGCUGUAAGAAAGCAGGCACACGUGUGUGUGUGUGCAGACGUGUACUCUAUGUGCACUUGUAGCACAUGGGGUGAGCUCCCACUGGACAGACUUGUAGUUGUGCUCACGCUCCACGUUCAGUUUGAAUUAGGGGAGAAGAAUGGAGUGAGAGAAACAUGUCCAACAGGAGGAUCUGCAGUAGUGUCAAUAAAGAUGCAGGUGUUUGAUUGCUGUUCCCUAUUCAACAAAGAGACAUCAUCUCUAAACACUUAAUAAAGGUUAAGUUAUUUAGUUUUUUAAGGGUUGGUUCACAUUCUCUAAAGCCUGUCAUAAUACAACACAGUACUCACAUGCUCAUAUAGAAUAUCUUACAGUACACUAGUUGGUCCUCACCAUAUUUGCAUGCAAGAAUCUCUUCACUGGACAAAAUCCACACCCUUUAUUCUGUGGCCAAAUAGUUUUUAAGUCACACUUUGUAAUUUUUGAAAUAAAUAAUGACAUGUUCUUCCUAUUACAGAUGAAACAUUGGAUUCAAUCUCGUUCAGUGAUAUGGGCUGGAGCUGAAAGCUAUGAGCUCUGUCCUUGGUCACUGACUGGGUUUUUCA